Molecule: messenger RNA, 3014 nt
Organism: Bradysia coprophila
Lineage: Eukaryota; Metazoa; Arthropoda; Insecta; Diptera; Sciaridae
Gene: Pcl
Product: polycomb protein Pcl
Biological process (GO): positive regulation of DNA-templated transcription
Cellular component (GO): Set1C/COMPASS complex
Source: RefSeq, a predicted model, not a curated record
AACGUUGAACAAUACUUUACGCCAUUAGAAAAUCCUAUUUGUCUGUUUCUGCAAUAAAUUUAUUUUGCAGUUAAACAGUUGAAUUGUUUAUUUUUAUACAUUUUUGUCAUAUAUGUUCUAUAAAACAAUUUAUAAAUGGUCGAGCACAAGUUAACAAAUUUAAAGGCAGUCCGAAAACGUAACUUUUAAUUGAAGUUUUGCAAGAACUAAAUUGUGCCGGUGAAACGCUGUCUUUUUUCUAUACUUCAAGAGUACAUUGGCUGUUGCUUGAGGUGGCUAUAUCCAGUGUCCAACAUAAAAUAUCCUCGAUUAAGCCAAAUCCAUCACUAUUAUGUCCAAUGACAAUAAAUUCAACAUACCAAAAUUCAAUGAAUCCCAGCAAAACAUUGAAAUAAAAAACGACGUCGACUACAUGUCUUGCUUGUACAAUUCCAAAUCGCCAUCCGCCCGAACAAUUCUGAUUACAAAUAAUUACACACAAGCGAAUAAACAAAGUUCAACGCCCAACAAUAGCAGUUCCAUCACAAUAUUCACACAUAAUAACACCGAUCCGGAUGUGCCGACAAAUCUUCCGCUCGAUGGCAUAAAUAUAUUGAUCAACAAUCAUUUUAAUGAGCCACAAUCACCCAAAUCGAAUAUGCCAACAACUUUACUUCCAACACAGAAUGGAAGGGCUAAAGAUGUUGAAAUUUCGCUGAAAACCGAAUUGGAAGAUGAUGGACUUGAUGGCAAAACGUUCUUCACCGGCGACGAUGUGCUGGUUGUUCAGUCGAACGAUCAGUUGCGUUUGGGCAGUGUCAUCGAUGUGAUGAACAAUAAAUAUUUGGUAAAGUUUGGCGACAAUUCCGAUUGGGUACAAGCUGGCAAAUUGCAACGACUGGACAAACGUGAAGUGGACGCUCAAUGUAUUCUGUGUAAGGAAGUUAACGAUUUUGUGGACAAAUGCGAAAGGUGCGGACGCGGUUAUCAUAUGAAAUGUGCGGGUACUUUAAGUGGAAUAUGGUUUUGUAAAAGGCGUCAUAAGAAUAUAGUGAAGAUCGAAAGUGGCCUCAGCAGUGCUGUAUCGCUAACUAGUGUUUCAGAACUACCAUACGAUUUAAGUUCUCUCACAUGGAACCGCAGUCAUAAAAUCAAUGAUCAAGACACUUACUGCUAUUGCGGACGGUCCGGAUCAUGGUACAAGCAAAUGAUUCACUGCACCCGUUGUCGACAGUGGUUCCAUGGCGAUUGCGUCAAAGUUCUAAAACAGCCUCUGUACUGCGGCGACAGAUUCUACGUCUUUGUUUGCUCUAUUUGUAACCAUGGCACCGAGUAUUUGCAACGGCUACAAAUGAAAAUCGAAGAAGUAGUCGAACUGAUUCUAUUCAAUUUGACUGUUUAUCAGAAUAAACGUUUUUACGAUGUAUUGCGGGUCAUUGUACCAUAUGCUAGAGAUAAUUGGUCUGCGUUGCAAUUAUCGCCAAAUAUGAAGAACAUGAGCUUUGUGGACAUUCGUAAAGAAAUUAUUCGUGUUCUGAAUGGACAGAGUUCGAGGUUUGACUGUGGCCUAGACAAAACUGCAUUCGGCCUGAGAGUACGUAAGCCGCCAUCGUCGCCCACUGUUAUCCUACCAGCUGGUCCUAUUGUUACUGAAGAGUAUAUACGUGAACAAUGUAGGGAGAUUUUAUUAUUGCCAAAGAGUGCAUCGACUGACCACAUCGAAACCGAUUUGGAAAUGAAAACAUUUAUAACUGGCGAUGCAUACAAAAAAGAACUGAGCUUAACGGAUGACUAUGAAGACAACAAAUUCGAAUCGGACGACGAUAGUUCGAACAAAUUAGAUACAAAGUCACCGCCACAGAACACUAGUGACAUAUCAUCUAACAGUAACGACUGUAUGGUGUAUUCCGAUAGUAGAGAUGCAUCCGACGACAUUAAACCGGCGACGCAAAAGGCAUCGCGAAAACGAGGCCAGAAGCGUAUGACCAAACUGGCAAUGGAUGUGACCAAGGCAAUGGAUGUGAUCGAACUGCCCGAUAUAUGUGACGAUAAUUCCUCCGAUGAUAAUUCCAGCCGAAGUACAUUAGACUUAAUCAUACCACCGCCAAAAGAUUUUCAUGGAUUCAACAAUCCGUUCGUAAAUGAAAGUGCCAAACAAAGCACCACAGAUGUGACGCCGAAAGCGACAAGCGCAAAUCCGAAGACGAGCAGCAACGUGCCACCAUUAACACUAUUUGGUAAUACGAAUUUUACGCCUGCAAACAAUCAAAUUCGCUUUGUGAAUAUUGUGAAACGAAGACUAUGCGAAAAAGACAUUAUGAUCGGACCAAAUCAAGAAGUGAAGCGAAGGAAGUACAAACGCAGAUCGGGUAGUGGACCAGUUGAGGUAAUCAGUACGACACCAAUACACGCCUUUUCCAAAUCGUCGUCCUAUUUACCCAUUCGGACUGAUUUUAAAGACUUAUCACUAGCAAACAUUCGUUUGCAAACUAGUAAAGAAUCUUCAUCUUCAUCAUCAACCAGUACAUCUCAAGCGACAACACCGACUGAACAACUACCAUCAUUGGCAAUAAGCGCACAUGGCAGACGGUUGCGGAAACGGGACAAAACCAGUUAUUCGAAUAAGCUUCCGCGGCGUCUUUCAACUAGCAAUAAUUGUGCAACACCUGCAUCAUCCAGUAUAAAUGUGUCGAUACCGUCAACGUCGAAUGGCGCGCACAGCAGUUCGGAUGUAAUGAACGGCAUUAGUGACUUACACUCAUCGCUGAAUACAUUUUUCGGUGCGGCCAAUCGAAUUGCGGCUCGCGAAAAAGCCAUUAUUAGAGGAAAGCGAAUCUGUGCAAACGGUCGCACAGAAUAUCUUAUCGAAUGGGGUGAUUGCAUUUCAUAGUUUUCAAUAUUUUUAUAGAAACUAAAUCGUUCAGGGUUCUUCUGUUCUCUUUUGCGUGGAUAAUAAUGUUUGCCCCUUUUUUCGCUAUGGAUGCGAAUCGUAUUUUAGUUUAGCAAGACUUCGAAAUCUACUCUUCAUUCCAUAA